Messenger RNA from Equus caballus (horse), 1642 nucleotides. RefSeq names its product aldolase, fructose-bisphosphate B (gene ALDOB). The record is from RefSeq and is a predicted model, not a curated record. Gene Ontology annotation, biological process: glycolytic process; fructose 1,6-bisphosphate metabolic process. Lineage: Eukaryota; Metazoa; Chordata; Mammalia; Perissodactyla; Equidae. Gene Ontology annotation, molecular function: fructose-1-phosphate aldolase activity; fructose-bisphosphate aldolase activity. Gene Ontology annotation, cellular component: cytosol.
AUGAGAAGUCUAUAAAAACUGUGAGUUCCCCAAGGUUCGUCCUACUUGGCAGCUGCUGCCUCAUCCACAGCUUCUGACAUCUAAGAGCACUCUCCUCUCUGGAGCUUCCUGCCACCAUGGCCCACCGAUUUCCAGCCCUCACCUCAGAACAGAAGAAGGAGCUCUCAGAAAUUGCCCAGCGCAUUGUUGCCAAUGGCAAGGGGAUCCUGGCUGCAGAUGAGUCUGUAGGCACCAUGGGAAACCGCCUGCAAAGGAUCAAGGUGGAGAACACAGAAGAGAACCGCCGGCAGUUCCGAGAAAUGCUCUUCACUGUGGACAACUCCAUCAACCAGAGCAUCGGAGGUGUGAUCCUUUUCCACGAGACCCUCUACCAGAAGGACAGCGAGGGAAAGCUGUUCAGAAACAUCCUCAAGGAAAAGGGGAUCGUGGUGGGAAUCAAGUUAGACCAAGGAGGUGCUCCCCUUGCCGGAACAAACAAAGAAACCACCAUUCAAGGGCUCGAUGGCCUUUCUGAACGCUGUGCUCAGUAUAAGAAAGACGGUGCUGACUUUGGGAAGUGGCGUGCUGUGCUGAGGAUUGACAACCAGUGUCCAUCCAACCUUGCCAUCCAGGAAAACGCCAAUGCCCUGGCCCGCUACGCCAGCAUCUGUCAGCAGAAUGGGCUGGUUCCCAUUGUUGAACCAGAGGUAAUUCCCGAUGGAGACCAUGACUUGGAACACUGCCAGUAUGUCACUGAGAAGGUCCUGGCUGCUGUCUACAAGGCCCUGAAUGACCAUCAUGUUUACCUGGAGGGCACCUUGCUGAAGCCCAACAUGGUGACUGCUGGACAUGCCUGCACCAAGAAGUAUACUCCAGAGCAAGUGGCCAUGGCCACUGUCACAGCUCUCCACCGGACCGUUCCUGCUGCUGUUCCCGGCAUCUGCUUUUUGUCUGGCGGCAUGAGUGAAGAGGAUGCGACUCUCAACCUCAAUGCAAUCAACCUUUGCCCGCUCCCAAAGCCCUGGAAACUGAGUUUCUCUUACGGACGGGCCCUGCAGGCCAGUGCCCUGGCUGCCUGGAGUGGCAAGGCUGCAAACAAGAAGGCUACCCAGGAGGCGUUUAUGAAGCGGGCCCUGGCUAACUGCCAGGCAGCCAAAGGCCAGUAUCUUCACACGGGCUCUUCUAGUGCCGCUUCCACCCAGUCGCUCUUCACAGCCUGCUACACCUACUAGACCCUGAGGCUGGCCAGCCUGGCUCUCACCAUUCUAGCUGUCUUGGAAGGAAGGCUGAAAGGCAACAACUUCUUGACUGACCCUGGAAAUUACACAAGAUUAGACUGAAACUGUUGGAAACAAAAUACAUGUCAAAUUCUUGGACAUAAGAAAGAGAAUCAGUUAUUGAAACGUAAGUCUGAAUAUUAAGGAUUUCAGGAAAUUUCACCUGUUUCCUAGCAACACUUUCAUCUUCCCAUACCCCUGAGUUUCCACCCAAGGCAAGAACAGACUUUAAAACAAAAUCAGCUCUCCAGCCAAGCAACGACCACUGAAUGAAACACCUCAGAAGCUGAGUGCAGAGAAGUACAUCGUCUUAAACAAUCUUAGUGGUAGGUUAUGAAGGAGACAGCUGCAACUACAAAAGAAAUAAAAUGUUCUAUGAACCUUCA